Molecule: messenger RNA, 1081 nt
Organism: Bactrocera latifrons
Lineage: Eukaryota; Metazoa; Arthropoda; Insecta; Diptera; Tephritidae
Product: KH domain-containing, RNA-binding, signal transduction-associated protein 3-like
Exons: 7
Coding region: 111-1025 (304 amino acids)
Biological process (GO): regulation of alternative mRNA splicing, via spliceosome
Cellular component (GO): nucleus
Molecular function (GO): mRNA binding
Source: RefSeq, a predicted model, not a curated record
UCACUGUUAAAGUAUUGAGAAGUCUGGCAGCAUAUCCCAAAUCAUCUCAUUCUGGUUACACUUGCAUUACAAAAAUAUCCUUUCUAGAGUUUUUAAGAAUAGAACAAGACAUGGCCGAACAUCUACAUGAAACUAAUAAUGCACAAAAGGAAGAAGAAAAUGAAACACCACGAAUAAAUAAUUUUGCCCAAAAAUUUCUAGCUGACUUGGAUGAGGAACGUGAACGACUUGGUGCAGAUUUUCCCUUGUGCGCUUUGUUAAUUGAUGAAGCCUUUGAAAGAGUUUACUCUACAGGACGUAUACCAGGUAGAGAAUAUUAUGCAGAUGUAUACCAACAAAAACCUAUAAAAGUCACACAGAAAGUUUUCGUUCCUGUCAAGCAAUUUCCUAAGUUUAAUUUCACCGGGAAAAUUCUUGGACCCAAAGGUAAUUCCUUAAGAAGAUUACAAGAAGAAACUCAAUGUAAAAUUGUAAUCAAGGGACGAAACUCAAUACGAGAUCGCACUAAGGAGGAAGAAAUGCGCGAAUCAGGAGAUCCACGUUUCGCACAUUUGAAUCGAAGUUUAUAUGUGGAAAUAAGUACAAUAGCAGCACCGGCGGAAUGCUACGCUCGUAUUGCAUACGCCUUAGCUGAGAUCCGCAAGUAUCUUGUUCCAGAUAAAAAUGAUGAUGUAUCCCAUGAGCAAUUAUUAGAAUUAAUGGAAAUAGAUCCUAAGUCGGCAAAACAGUACUCGAAAUCUAUCCUCGACAAAAAGAUGAUGACAGGUCCUAGUUCAUCUAAAUUUUAUAAUCUUGCCCGUCAUGGGGAUCAACAGGGAAUGUAUCAAAAUGAAUCUGAUGAGGAAGUUUACGAAACUAAAGUACAUACUCGUUUAGUGACUCCCAUCCAUAAUUAUGGGUAUGUUAAGGCACCUUAUAAACGUCCACCUACCGCCAUAUAUGGAACUGAAUUAAAACGUACUCGCGACACAACUAUAAAAUCAUAUAAACCACCAUCAUUUGGAAUAAUUAAGAAAUACAAAUAAAGUGUCUUAAUAAUAUAAUGUUUAUAAAAUGUGUUGCAAAACUCAAAUUUCGAAAC